Messenger RNA from Ilex paraguariensis (yerba mate), 2261 nucleotides. NCBI's taxonomy places the organism in Eukaryota, Viridiplantae, Streptophyta, Magnoliopsida, Aquifoliales, Aquifoliaceae. The record is from the annotation of a GenBank genome assembly.
UAUUAUCAAAAGACUUUUCAAAACAUGUCAACUUUAUCAAAUCAUGUAUAAUUACCAUUAACGUAUACGUAACUCCGUGAACUAUUCUUCAACCUAGCUAUUUCUUUUCGAGUAUAAAGACCCGUGACUGACUCACUCACAAACCCCCCCUCCAAAUUUCUAUAAAUUUCCCCACCAUUCCUGAACUCCCAAGUUCUCCACAAAAAAGAUGACAAGACUGAUCACUUUUUCCCUCCUUUUUCUUCUCCAACUGACCCAAUUAGGGUAUAGUCAAUCCAUCGCAGAGAAUCCAAACUUUAUGUCUUCUGCUCUGGAUAAUACAAGCUGCAUAUCUUCCAUUGUUGAACUGAGUUUGUCGGCACCAACGACGUCGGUGACCUGUGAACCCACCUAUGGUUUCUUGCCGUGCACGACAACGCUGUGGGGGCAACUCUUCCUCGUAGUGGUGUAUGAGUACUUGCUUUCAGUAGGAGAGAGGUAUGUCUCGGCUGGGUCUGAUCUGUUCUUCGAAAUGGUCGGACCUGGUGUCUUUGGAGCAAGCUUGUUUCACCUUCUUGGUGCAGUCCCUGAAGUUCUGUUGGUGCUUAUUUCUGGACUUUCAGGAAGCAUUGAAACUGCUCAGGAACAGGCAGCAAUGGGAAUGAGCGUACUUGCAGGAUCCACUGUCAUGCUUCUAACACUAACAUGGGGCUUUUGUGUUGCUUUCGGAAGCUAUGAUUUUUCCGAUGACUCGGCCGAAUCAGAUACCGAACACGAUAUACCGCUGAGUUUAACAGGUUUUGGUGUAAAUGCUGAUGUUGAAACUAGCUAUACAGCGAGAAUCAUGAUACUAUCAAUGCUCCCAUUCAUUAUUCUUCAACUGGCCAACUUUCUCAAUUCAUCUUCUGCCACAAGAGUGAUAGUUCUGGUUGCUCUCAUUGUCACUCUUGCAUUGUUCUUUGCUUUCUCCUUCUAUCAGGUGUUCCAGCCAUGGAUUCAAAACAGGAGGUUUAAAUAUUUGGUACAGAAGUUUGUGAAGGACAAGCUCAUGGGCGUUCUAUUACGUAAUGGCAAGCCUAACAUUCAACGCAUAAAAAAGAUCUUUCAUGACAUUGACAAGAAUAAGAGUGGAUAUAUUUCAGAAGCUGAGAUGAAGAUGUUUAUCUUUGGAAUACAAUUAGAAGACGAUGUUCUACUUAAUAAGGAUGAUUAUGUGGAAAAGGUCAUGGAAGCAUUUGAUAUUAAUAGUGAUGGGCAUAUUGAUGAGGAUGAGUUUGUUAAAGGACUUACUAAAUGGCUUUUGGAGGCUAAACAAUCUGCGAGGAAUCAGGACCACAAGAAUUCUGUCCUUUUAGGCAACAGUGUUAAGAAUUCUGAGGAUCCAGAGAAGCAAUCACUCUUACAUAAGAGUGAAAAGAGUUCAACCAGACCAUGGUGGAAUUACAUUAAGGCUUUAUUUCUAGUGCUUUUAGGAAUAACAAUUCUAGCCUUACUCGUACGUCCCCUCAUUGAAGCUGUUGCUGGAUUUGCUACUUCUGCAAAUAUCCCUUCAUUCUUUGUCCCCUAUGUUGUCAUUCCUUUGGCGAUGAACUACAGAAGGGCACUUUCGGCAAUUAAUUCUGCCAGACAGAAGACACAAACAUCUAUCUCUUUAACUUUGUCCCAGAUAUAUGGAGGAGCUUUCAUGAACAAUAUGAUCGGUUUAGUUGUGUUCUUAUCACUAGUCUAUAUUCGAGAUUUGGCAUGGGAUGUCUCAGCUGAAGUCCUGGUUGUUUUGAUUAUCUGCACAGUGAUGGGUCUCUUUGCUAGUUUCUGCACCAAAUUCCCACUUUGGACUAGCUUCUUAGCAUAUCUUCUAUAUGCAAUUUCUCUCCUGCUACUCUAUGUUCUUACCUCUGUUUUGGGAUGGUCUUAAACUGUCUACAUUCCAUGCAGUUUUAGGGUUUCCAAAGUGUUGAAUUUUAGUUUAAUCGUGUUGUUUGUAAGUGAUGCAAUUAGAUCACGUGUUUCUCAUGUGACCAUGAUAAAAGGGCAUCUAGAGAGGUCACGAGAGAAGCACGUGAUCUAAAUUCAUCAAAAUUUAGACAUUGUUAGACUUAGCAACCACGUAACCCAAAUUCAAUACUUCAAGGACCAUAUUGAGAGAAUAGAAACAUUGAGUAUAAAAUAGUGAAUGCAAAUAUUGGAGACUGUUGUGGUGGUGAUUAGUCAAAACUAUAGAUUAUGAUACUACUCCUGUAAUUAUAUUUCCUUAGGAGAAGAAUUCAAUUGAUCUGUACCAU